CCUCCACCCUGCAGACACCCUGUUGGCUGUCAACCGAAGAAAUGUCUGACAACCAAGGAGACAAGGGAGCCGCUGGCUCUGCUGCUCUCCCUCCUCCUCCACCUCCUCCUCCGCCCGAAGAUCCAACCUCGAAAGUCUCCCCGUUCGUCAUGAAGCUGAGGUCUGCUCCUCCUGGCUAUUUCUUCCAACCCGAAAGGCCACCACCUUAUGUAGAUCCAUUUGCCGCGCCCACCGGCCCUUAUUUCUUCUACGGCACCCUGUCUGAUCCCGCUAUGCUCCGCGAUGUCCUUGGCUUGGAAACCAAGCCACAGCUUCGACCCGCCUCCAUUACAGGCUACGAAUGCAAGCUAUGGGGCCAGUAUCCAGCGCUCCUAGAUGCCCCAGGAAAGGUUGUUUAUGGGGCUGUCUAUAAUGUCAUGACAGAAGAGCAUGGCCAGAGGCUUGCUAGCUAUGAAACAGAUAACUAUCGGGCCGAUCCGUGUCGCAUUAACUAUACUGACGGGAAUGAGCCCGUGGAUGACUUUGGUUAUGUUUUUAAAUUUGUCGGCAAUUUCAGAGACUUGAGUGACGGCACCUUUGAUCUGGGGACUUGGCUAAGGAGGGUGAAGAGGGUAGCUGAGGACUCACCAGAUGUUAAGUAGUUGCAGGCAACAAAGGCAUGUAUCUUGACUCCCAGUACUAAGAACGGAUAAUGUUAUUUAUGUGAAUUGAAAAGAG
Aspergillus costaricaensis CBS 115574 is the source of this 717-nucleotide messenger RNA. Its product is annotated as gamma-glutamylcyclotransferase family protein. The record is from RefSeq and is a predicted model, not a curated record. NCBI's taxonomy places the organism in Eukaryota, Fungi, Ascomycota, Eurotiomycetes, Eurotiales, Aspergillaceae. Bases 42 to 641 code for a protein of 199 amino acids. The transcript has a single exon.